Ostreobium quekettii is the source of this 1818-nucleotide messenger RNA. The record is from the annotation of a GenBank genome assembly. Lineage: Eukaryota; Viridiplantae; Chlorophyta; Ulvophyceae; Bryopsidales; Ostreobiaceae.
AUGGACCCUGCAGGCGCGCUGGCGCGCAACGGGCCGGGCUGCGUCUGCCAGCGCAAGGAAUGGGCCCCGCGGCCAGCGGGCGAAUGGAGGGCCGCGCCGUGGAGGCCCGCGGCGACUGGACCUCGUAUUCCUCUUAAGCGGGGGAGUAAGGCGUCGGAGGAGCAGUCUGCGGCAGCGAGUGCGGCUGUGGCGGAUCGGCUGGCCGGAACGGCAGAGCCGCCUGUGGAGGAUGAGUUCUAUGACGCGAUCAUUAUUGGGGCUGGAAUGGGCGGAUUGUCCACAGCCACACAGCUGGCGUCUGAAGGGGCCAAAGUCCUUGUUCUUGAAAAGUACAUCAUUCCUGGUGGCAGCGCAGGCUUCUUCGAGCGGGAAGGCUACACUUUUGACGUUGGCUCUAGCAUGAUGUUUGGAUUUGGAAAGGAGGGAACCACAAACCUCAUAACUCGUGCCUUGGCAGCUGUUGGCCGGGAGAUGGAAACUGUCCCUGACCCCACCCAGAUCCACUACCACCUUCCCAAAACUCAAGCUCAUCCCAAGGGCCUGUCCGUUCAUGUUUGGAGGGACUAUGAGCAGUUCGUUGCAGAGCUGACAGACCAGUUUCCUCAUGAAGCAGAGGGCAUUCGCAAGUUCUACGAUGAGUGUUGGGUAGUUUUCAAUUCUCUGAACACGCUUGAGCUGAAGAGCCUUGAAGAACCCCGUUACCUCCUGGGCGAGUUUGUGAAGCACCCGAUCGAGUGCCUGCAGCUGGCUUUCAGGGUGCUCGCCAACACGGGGGACGUGGCACAGCAGUUUAUUAAGGAUGAGGAGUUACUCAAGUUCAUCGACAUGGAGUGCUUCUGUUGGAGCACUGUGCCAGCCAGCUUCACACCUUUGAUCAACGCUGGCAUGGUGUUCUGUGACAGACACUUUGGUGGGAUAAACUACCCAGUGGGGGGAGUGGGCAAGAUUGCACAGGAGCUGGCUGCUGGCCUUGAAAACUAUGGUGGGCGGAUAAUGUACAAGGCCAAUGUGAAGGAGAUAAUCACUGAGGGUUCUGGAGAGGACAUGGUUGCGGUUGGUGUUAGGCUGGUGGAUGGCCGGGAGCUCAGGGCAAAGACUGUUGUCUCAAACGCGACUCGAUGGGACACCUUUGAGAACAUGCUUGGGAAGGUGCCUAUGCCAAAGGCAGAGGUGAAGUUUCGGCAACGGUACAAGAAGUCUCCUUCUUUCUUCAGCAUACACAUGGGAGUCCAGGAGGAUAUUCUUCCUCCCUCAACAGAUUGUCACCACAUUGUUUUGGAGGAUUGGACAAAGAUGGAGGAACCUCGAGGCACCCUCUUUGUCUCCAUCCCAUCGCUUUUGGACCCGACAGUGGCGCCCAAGGGAUGCCACCUUGUGCAUGCCUUCACCCCUGACUGGAUGGAUGCGUGGAAGGGUCUGCCCCCAGGGGAAUAUGAGGAGAAGAAAGAAGAGGUUGCUGAUUCCAUCAUUCAGCGGUUAGAGGCAAUAUUCCCAGGGCUUGGAGAAGCUACGGUCUACAGGGAGUGUGGCACACCAAGGACCCACCGAAGAUUUUUGAAUCGUGAGGAUGGGAGCUAUGGGCCCAUCCCCUCACGACGCCCUCUUGGGAUGAUGGGUAUCCCUUUCAAUCGAACCGCCAUCAAGGGAUUGUAUUGUGUCGGAGACAGCACAUUCCCUGGGCAGGGAGUAAAUGCGGUUGUCUUCUCUGGAUUUGGGUGCGCUCAUCGAGUGCUGUGCGAUAUUGGCGUGAAACCCACCUUCCCUUCCCUGGAUGAUGCGUUCUCCAAAUUUUUGUCGCUCAUCCGUGACAACGCCUGA